UUCAACUGGGCCAGUAGAGACAAACGUUGUUAGCUAGCAUUGCUAAGCUGACAUUUGAAGGAAAAGUGAAACAGAAACACAUUUCUUUUGAAAGUAGUCACAUAAGUCAAGCAAUAGUACGGCACAUCGUUCAUAUUCUUGAAAUCGUGUGACAGCUAAACACCAGAAACAACAAGCCAUGCUGACGUGUGAGAUCUGUGGCGAGGAAUUGGUGUUGGAGGAGGACAUGAAGACCCAUCUCCUCCUGAGCCACCUGGAGAAUGACAUGGGCUGCCCCCUCUGUUCCCUUUCCAGAGUCUCCUACGACGAACUCCACUUCCACAUCAAUACAGCACACAAAGAGAAACAGGACCAUGACGGAGCAGAGGGUAGAGGUGGUCACAGUCUUGUCAGGCCCAGCUCAAUGCCUAUUCCCACCACCACAACCACCAUAGUGGACAGUCACUGCAAACAAGCCAUUGGUUUGUCUAGGUCUGAGGGUUCUGAAGGAGGAGUAGCCAAUGGGAACAGGUUUGACACCAUUGGAGGAGGGGUCUCACUCAGGACAUCCAAUAGCACACUGGUGUCUAAGGAGCUAAUGACUGUAACCCCCACGCCUCCAGGGUACACAGCUUUUAGUGGGGGGGAGUCCAGUGGAGGGCGAGCAGUGGCCAUUGUUGGACCCACCUCAUCAGUGUCUACAGGCUUUCUGAUAUCAGCUCAGGACUCCAGUAGGCCUACUAGCAGACACUGUCAUGCUGAGGAGUCUUUGGGAGUGGGAUCCGCAGAGCACACCAAAGUCAAACAGAAGCGUUUCUCCUCCCCACUUAAAGAGAAGCAGUUUCCCUGUCCUAUGUGUGCUCUGGUCUGCACCGAUGCCUUCAUCCUACAGGAACAUGUUGAAUUGCACCUGCUAGAAGAGAGCACAGUUGAAGAGGCUGUCCUGGGGGCCACAUCAUCAACCGAGGCAGCAUCACCCUCAUCCAGCAACAGCUCAGGUGGGAAGAGUUAUGAGUGUCCCAUGUGUUCUGUGGUGUGUGGCGACUGCUACUCCCUACAGGAACAUGUGGAGCUGCAUCUGGACUAUGGCACAGCCACUAGUGCAGUGAGCCCUGGCUCAGACCUGAGGCUGGCCAGAGGACUGCAGGAGGAGGAGAAGGAGAGGAGGAAGGAGCAGGAGGCCAAGCGGGAGGCAGAGGAGUUCAAGAAGCUGCAGAGGCAGUUUGGUGUGGACGGGAGGGGGGGCUACCGCAGACAGAUGGAGAGGACCAUGGAGAAAGACGUGUCUCGAGGUGUCAUGGUGCCUGCUGACUUCCACAACAAGAGAGCAGAGAUGAUGGAGGCUCUGGCCUCAGGGGUCGACGAUGGCAGGACCAGAACGCAGGUUUAUUGUAUUCCCCUCAUUCUGUCAGGCGUGCUGGAUGCUCUGUAUGUUUACUACCAGAGGGAGGCCAGAGACUGUGUCCACGUGUGGCUGAGUGCUGAAACAGACCACUACUGCUCGUCAGAGGGGGAUAAGGGCUGGGGAUGUGGCUACAGAAACUUCCAGAUGCUCCUGUCCUCUCUGCAAAGAAUGGAGCCCUACACUACCUGUCUCUCGGUACCCAGCAUCCCCCAGGUGCAGGUGUUGAUAGAAGGGGCGUGGCGGGAGGGGUUAGACCCACAGGGCGCAACCCACUUUAACCAGCGACUACAGGGCACACGGGCCUGGAUAGGAGCUACGGAGAUCUACGCUCUCUGCACCUCCCUCAGAGUCAGUGCCCGUGUUCUAGACUUCCACCAGCCCACAGGCCCAGGGGACACUCACCCCCGCCUCUUUGACUGGGUGAAGCAGUACUUCUCUCAGACUGCCACCAGAGGUGCCAGACUACCGCCCCGGGUGGUGCAGACCACACAGCCGCCCCUCUACCUCCAGCACCAAGGCCAUAGCCGCUCUAUAGUAGGAGUGGAACAGAAGAAGAAUGGCAGCCUGUGCCUGUUGCUCCUGGACCCUGGCUGUUCACCUGGAGAUGUGAGGAAACUGCUGAGCCAAGAUGGCUCCACUGUUACCACAGCUGUCCGCCGCAUGAGGAAGUUUCCUGGCAACCUGAAACAUAGGCAGUACCAGGUGGUGGCUGUAGAGGGCGUGCUCUCCCCCGAGGAGAAACGGACCCGCAUUCUCAACUCAAGAACACUACGAGCCGAGAGGAUCCCUUGAUGCUGGAAUGCAGUUGUCGCCUUCAUUUUACUGUGACUGUAAAUGUCAUUUCUAACUGCCAAAAACAUUUUAUGUUGAAUUUUCUUUGACAUUUUAUUAAGGGAAUAAAUUAUGUAUUUUAA
Coregonus clupeaformis (lake whitefish) is the source of this 2298-nucleotide messenger RNA. RefSeq names its product zinc finger-containing ubiquitin peptidase 1. The transcript is spliced from 12 exons. The coding region runs from base 179 to 2176 and encodes 665 amino acids. The record is from RefSeq and is a predicted model, not a curated record. NCBI's taxonomy places the organism in Eukaryota, Metazoa, Chordata, Actinopteri, Salmoniformes, Salmonidae.